This is a messenger RNA of Podarcis lilfordi (Lilford's wall lizard), 513 nucleotides long. NCBI's taxonomy places the organism in Eukaryota, Metazoa, Chordata, Lepidosauria, Squamata, Lacertidae. The record is from the annotation of a GenBank genome assembly.
AUGCAGGCGCUGCUCGAGAGACAGAGAAUAUUUGGAGUAAUUCGAAGUCCCAUCCCUGCUGCACCAACAAGGGUCUGGAAUGACUCUGACAUGCAGGCAAGGUCUGUGAUCAUCUUGUGUGUAGGAGACGACCAGUUGGUGCACAUUGCAGAUUUGCCUCACGCAAGGGACAUGUGGCAAGCUUUGAGACGCAUACACAUGCGUGAAGCAGCUGGGACUGCUCUGCUGCAUUUUGAAAAGCUCACAAACUUUAGACUGAAGCCGGAUGGGGAUCUUCAGGCUCAUCUGACGCAGAUGCAGUAUUUGCGCCGGCAGAUGGCGGAGCGAAAUUUUCUGCUUGAUGAAGCUAUCUUUUGUUUCAUGAUCAUAAACAGCUUGGAUCAAAGAUUUAAGACUGUUGCAAGUCAGCUGGGUUCACUCCCUGCUCAGGACCUGACGGUGCAGCUCAUUUGUGCCGCUUUGCUUAAUGAGAAUGGACUACAGCCUUCUGGUGGGCUUGCAGCCCCUUCAUGA